CCAACCCCAUAAAUCUGCAAACACUUCCCAGGGGGUCACCCAUCAUUUCUGCUACUCCAUGGUCAGCACGCUUAACUCUCUUAAAAUUCCCCCAAAGUUGCCCCUUCUGAGGCCUAAAGGACCCGGUACGCAGGGAGUUACGCGUGAACCAGCCUACUACACUGAAUGGAGCCUUUGCCCUAGCCCGAGAGACGGCGGCUAAGUAUGACGAGCUCUAGAACCCGAACUGCAGGAAUUGGGAUCCCACCUUCACCAAGUCUGCAAGCACUCCAAACCCAUCCAGCUCCACCCCAAGCCCCCAUCACUCCUUACCUUCCACCCAGCAAGGCCCCGAUCUUGGCCACACCCAGAGGCGUCCCGGCGAAACCCGUACGCCGUAUAUCGCCGGCAGAGAAGGUGGAGAUCGAAGGAUGCUCAUGGGGAGUGUUGUUUCUGCAUGCCCAGAAAAAUGGUCUCGUGGAUACCGCUAGCUGUAACGACCGAUAUUCUUUGCUGGUCACUAGUGAAGGGGAUGACGAAGGAGAUAGCAUGGAAGAAGAGACUGAAGCCAUAUUUGAGGGAGGGAGAUGUUUCUGUCUUGCAAAGUUUGGCUGGGUCAACUACGUACUCCUCGAUCCAUCAUCCGGCUUAAAGGGGAAAUUAUAUAUGGGUCACGUUUUGGAUGUGCUAGUUGACGGAGGAAGCACACACAAUUUCAUCCAUCCGAAGACGGCGGAGAAACCGAAAUUGGCGUUGGAAGCUUUUAGAGUCUACGUAGGGAAUGGGGACUCCUUGACGUGCCAAGCUCAAUGUCAACAGGUACCACUGUCGUUGGUCCAGAAACACAACUUUAGAGUGGAUUUAUUCGUCCUCGCGGUACACGGCCACGAUGUUGUCUUGGGUGUACAGUGGCUCCGUUCAUUGGGACGAAUCACGCACGACUACGACGAUGGAGUUUCUGUGGCAGGACCAAGCUGAGUCAUCACCUUGUGUGGGGAGGAAUAACCGGUGAAGCCCAUGUCGUUACACCAAUUACGGUGUAUGAAAGCUGCCCAGUCAAUUGUUGAUUGCAUAGAAUUUUGGGCUAUAAACCAUGAAGAAAAAGGGCCUGAACCG
Molecule: messenger RNA, 1095 nt
Organism: Cuscuta campestris
Lineage: Eukaryota; Viridiplantae; Streptophyta; Magnoliopsida; Solanales; Convolvulaceae
Source: the annotation of a GenBank genome assembly